Pungitius pungitius (ninespine stickleback) is the source of this 1524-nucleotide messenger RNA. RefSeq names its product TP53 induced glycolysis regulatory phosphatase b (gene tigarb). NCBI's taxonomy places the organism in Eukaryota, Metazoa, Chordata, Actinopteri, Perciformes, Gasterosteidae. Gene Ontology annotation, cellular component: cytosol. Bases 109 to 903 code for a protein of 264 amino acids. The record is from RefSeq and is a predicted model, not a curated record. The transcript is spliced from 6 exons. Gene Ontology annotation, molecular function: fructose-2,6-bisphosphate 2-phosphatase activity. Gene Ontology annotation, biological process: negative regulation of glycolytic process; regulation of pentose-phosphate shunt.
CUUCUGAUAUUCGCUUUACGCGACAUGCGUUGUGACGCAUGAGGUUACGUCACAUCACCGCGACUCAAGCAACCCGGAUGUGCGCACCAUUAAGAGCAGCCUUUGACGAUGUUUACGUUUAGCUUAACGUUCGUACGACACGGGGAAACGCAGUACAACAGGGACAGGCUGCUGCAAGGUCAAGGUGUGGACACGCCCUUGUCCGAAACGGGUCUUCAGCAGGCUGAGGCGGUAGGAAGAUACCUCCGAGGCAUCACGUUCAACGACGUGUUUGCCAGUAACCUCCAACGAGCCAUACGGACAGCUGAAAUCAUCUUGACGAACAGCGCUCAUUCUUCUGGCACUGAGAUGGUUUUGGAGCCGCUACUCAGGGAGCGGGGUUUUGGUGUCGCAGAAGGACGUCCCAAAGAUGAUCUGAAGAACAUGGCCAACGCUGCGGGUCAGUCGUGUCGUGACUACACCCCUCCAGGGGGAGAGACUUUGGACCAGGUAAAGCUGCGAUUCAAAAAAUUCCUCAAAGUCCUUUUCAAGCGAAUGCUGGACGAACACUGGCGGCCGGCGCCAGGCGAGCGCGGCGCGGCAAACGGGGCCGAAGCCGCCGGGCCGGGCGCUGCCCCCGCCGGCGCGGCGGACGACGGCCUCGCGGGGGUGCCGGUGCACGCUCUGGUCGUGAGCCACGGCGCUUACAUCCGCGUGGCCGUCAAGCACCUCGUGGAGGACUUGGCGAGCUUGCUGCCCGCCGGGGUGAAGAUGUCCCAGCUGUUCUCCCCCUCGCCGAACACGGGCGUCAGCCGCUUCGUGUUCACCCUGAGCCGGGGCGAGGGCGGGCCCGUCCUCUCGGCUUGCCGCUGCGUCUUCACCAACAGGAAGGAUCACCUGGGAAGCGUCGCGGCGGCCGUAUAGUGGGAAGGGAGGGGAAUGUUUGUGUGGACGCAGUCUCUGAAUGAUACAAUCAUAAGGACUCAAGGUAACUGAAUACACUAAUGCACCUGGUAAAUUAUGUUUCCUCAACAAUCAGUUCUACUGCGGACCGAGUCGGAAUAAGUGCAGUACUGUAUCUUCAAGUAGUGUCAUCAUCGUCCCAACUGUAGGCCAGUGAGGACAUGUCUUAUUACCUCUUUUAUCGUGUCAUACCAAAGUCUGAACUAUUUAAUGUUAUUGAACGCGUCAAUACGUCUGUGCGUGUGGCAUUUUCAUGUUGAUGCGUCGCCUCUGAUGCUGCUUAUUUUAUUGUGCAAUAUAAAGUGAUAACACUGAAUCUCUGAGUUUUAUACACACAAAUAAUACAAGAAGCUCACUACACAACUGCCGUGAAUGCGUCCACUUCCUUGUCGCUCAAUGUGUAGAUUCACCUCACGGUCUGUCAGUCUGUCACGGCCGCAAUAUCUCAAGCACAUUGGGAUCUGUUUAAGUAAAUACUGCAAAUUCGAAUAAAUAAAAAAAAAAAUUAUAUAUAAAUGGAAACGGUGGAAGGAGAGAUGUCUUGACAUCUUUCACCCCCGUGUGUGUGUGUGUGUGUAUGUA